This is a messenger RNA of Racocetra persica, 208 nucleotides long. NCBI's taxonomy places the organism in Eukaryota, Fungi, Glomeromycota, Glomeromycetes, Diversisporales, Gigasporaceae. The record is from the annotation of a GenBank genome assembly.
GUUGCCUGGAAUAAAAUAUCUGCUAAUACGAUCAAAAAUUGCUGGUUUCACAUGAAAAUUAUAUCUCCACAUGAUGAGGAUGGUGUACUAGCUGUCCCACCUCCUUCACCCCCUCUCAUCGAAGAUAUGGAAGAAAGCUUAUUUGUCAAUCCAGAUGAUGAAUUAGCCACCAUAGAGCUCCAGCAAACGAUAGAUACAUUGUGCAUUC